AUGUCAGCACCGAAAAAACGAAAAAGUGAUAUUCAUAUCGACCUCUGCGCAAGAGAUGAAGCGGAUCACAAGUCGAAGAAAGAGAAGACCAAUUGGCAUCAUGAGGAACAAGUCGAGAAUCGACGAGGCUCGUUUCUCAAAGGAAUCAUCAACAAAGUGAAAAGCACAGCGUCUUUGAAGACUUUGAACAGAGGACCAUCAACAUCGAAGCUCGAAACGAUAGCUAAUGACACGCAGUUAUCAAUCAAGAGCGAGUCGAGUGUUACCUCUGUCGAAUCAGGUCCAAGCACUCUUGUUCCGAAUAUUGCCAAAAAUGCGCAACUCCGAUCAUUCGUUAAUCGAGAUUCGUUCACACCCGUUCCGCCACUCGAUUCUGAUGAAAAACAAGAUGUCUUUGUGAUGCCGACAGUAGGAGGAUCGAAAAGCGAGUCAACGAAUAAGAUGGAGGACUCUAUAUCCAUUUCCUCUCAUAUGUCUGUCGACACCAUUGGAUCAAAUCAUGCUAUCGAUGAGGACGCUAUCUCAAUCGGCUCAACUUCUGUUUUUUGCACUCCAAGCCGAAAUCCUCUCCAACGCAAUGGCCUCCGGAUGUCGACCCGAAGUGUUCCAGGAGGCGAUGCUGAUGACGACGACACACAGCAUUCACUUUUCCGAUCUCUCUGUAACAGCGCCCGUCGUUUGCCGAAUUCGAAACUCGAGGCUGGAAGUACUCCGAUGCGUCGUUCAAUGCGUAUGGCUAUUCAGAAAAGGAAUCUGUCGACGAAGAGCAUGGAAGAUGUUCCAGAAGAGGAGGAAGCGGCAGGCGGGGUUAUAACAACUGCUACGAUAAGAAUGAGUGCACCGAUCGCAGAAGAAGAAGAAAGUGGUGAGCAAUUCGGAGCAGCAAAAGAGUUUUUCGACGGGAACAUAACAUCCCAUGACGAAUCAGCAGAUGAAGGGAGUGCUUCAAUAUCUCGUCUUUCAACAGCUUCAGUAACGUCUUGCAGCGGACAUAGUAUUGGUCGCAAGAGCUCAAUUUUCCGAAAAAUCUUCAACCCAAAGGAUAGGGAACGAAGAUUGAGUGACGUCUUCCACGGUCCAACAUCUUCUACUUCCAACGAACGCCGUGCAUCGAUUAUCUCCUUCACAAACGACUGCUCUUUUGCCGCCGGAGGUAUGACGUCAGCUUCGGCUUCUGCCACGAACGUAUCAAUGACGAGCGUAGCGUCGACUGAAUCACAACAGAAACCAAAAAUACGCAAGAAGGCACCAUCCACUUCAAAUCUCACUCAACGUCUCUCGUCGGUGUUCCGAAGAAGUUCCACUUCUGCGAAUAAGGACGAUGACAUGAUUGGUCCGCACAGCCAAUCCCGUCGCAGUACUUUGACUGGAUAUUCCUCGAUUUCUUCCGGAAUUGGUAGCAUAGCCAGCGGUGUUUCAGAUCAAGGGUACGGUACUAUCGGAUCUCGAAAUGGGCAGAGUAUAUCGAGGUCUGGGUCGAAGAGAGAUGAUCAAAACAAGCGUGAACGUUCUCGUCGUCUACUUGAUCGCAUCAUCAUCUCCGAGAUUCCAGCAGAAGAUCUUUUGAGGAUGAAGGUCGAGCAGAUGAAGAGAAAAGAAGAGGAAGCCGACACUUCAACCUGCAUUUCUGAAAACGAGCUUCUGAAUUUUGACGUUGUGGCUGUUGAUGUCAAAGCCGACGGCUCUCCAUUUUCCUCAACUGCUGCCACUUUUGUCGACGAUAGGGUAAAGAAAAUGGUGAAGGACGAAAUUCGCGCCAACUAUCGUCCGGAUCGUUGUGGAUCUGUUACUGACUGCGAACCAGAUCUCGUCUUUUUGAUACCAGAACAAACUGUUAGAGGGCCCAAUGAUUCUAUAAUAUCCAACUCUGAUCCAAAUUCUGAUCUUCUCCGCAACGUACGUAACGGAUUGUGCAAGUCGAUAGAGGAAUGGAAGAAGAUUUCAACUGGUCGUGAUCUAUCGACAAUGCUCAUCUAUCCAACGUUCUGUCAAUCCGAAGACGAAUGGGACUCGCCAGCAACGAUCGAUGCGAUUUUCACAAUGCUCGAUAGUAUAAUGUGUAACGUCAAACGUUGGAGAAAGAACGGAAAGUGUAUUCUGGCUGGUCUAACGCCAACAAACGUCAGGCUUCUACAAAAGGAGUACAAUAGAUUGAAGGAGUCCGUAGAGCAAACCGAACGCGACGGGCCACCAACAACUGAUGAUAUCGAUAGUCAAUCCAUCACUAGCACUUCGACAGUGUUCGGAAAAAACAUGUGA
Molecule: messenger RNA, 2259 nt
Organism: Caenorhabditis briggsae
Lineage: Eukaryota; Metazoa; Nematoda; Chromadorea; Rhabditida; Rhabditidae
Exons: 9
Coding region: 1-2259 (752 amino acids)
Source: RefSeq, a predicted model, not a curated record